Messenger RNA from Loxodonta africana (African savanna elephant), 1442 nucleotides. Its product is annotated as olfactory receptor 6Z7-like. Gene Ontology annotation, cellular component: membrane. The coding region runs from base 498 to 1442 and encodes 314 amino acids. Gene Ontology annotation, biological process: G protein-coupled receptor signaling pathway. The record is from RefSeq and is a predicted model, not a curated record. NCBI's taxonomy places the organism in Eukaryota, Metazoa, Chordata, Mammalia, Proboscidea, Elephantidae. The transcript has a single exon. Gene Ontology annotation, molecular function: olfactory receptor activity; G protein-coupled receptor activity.
UCUUACCUCACAAAGAAGGAAGGGAGAAAAGAAAGAAGGAAGGGAGAAAAGAAAGAAGGAAGGAAGAAAAGGACUGGUUCUACUUCCUCUUUUUACAGGUAGGAAAAUUGAGAAUUAAGGAGGAGAAAUGAUUCCCCAAGAUAGUACAAGUAGUAAAGAGGUGGAGGUGGCAUUUAAAUCUAGGUUGACUUGCUUCAGAGCCUGUAAACAGAGCAUCUUCACCGAGCUAGGUUUAUGACCUAGAGUCUCCUAGUGGUACCGUUAACACACUUGGCUACUAACUGAAAUGUCUGCAGUAAGAACCCAUCCAGGGGCACCUUGGAAAAAAGACCUGGUAUUCUGCUUCUGAAAGCUCACAGCCUUGAAAACACCGUGGAACACAGUUCUUCUCUGACUCACAUGGGAUUGCCAUGAGUUGGAGUCAACUUGACAGCAACGGAUUUAACUGGAUACCUCUGCAACCAGAAUGUCAACAAAUUUUUUUUGUCUCUCCUUAGAUGGAGAGGUCUCUGGAGUUGGCCAACAUGACCAGAGUCCAAGAGUUUAUCCUGCUAGGUUUGUCCCCAAGGGUGAACAUACGAGAUGCCCUGUUUGCUGUCUUCCUGACCCUCUACCUGCUGACCCUUUUGGAGAAUACUCUCAUCAUCUACCUUGUCUAUAGUCACAGUGAACUCCACAAGCCCAUGUACUUCUUCCUGGGCAACCUGAGCUGCCUGGAGAUGUGCUACGUGUCAGUGACCAUGCCCAGUCUGCUUGUGGGACUGUGGAUUGGAUCCUACCACAUUUCCUUCACAGUCUGCAUGACCCAACUCUUCUUUUUUGUUUCUCUCAUCUGUAUUGAGUGCACCCUCCUGGCCUCCAUGGCUUAUGAUCACUAUGUGGCCAUCUGUCACCCACUCCACUAUCCACUGCUCAUGCGACCCCAGGUAUGCCUGGGCUUGUCCUUGUCCUCAUGGCUUGGUGGUCUUAUGGUCUCAGGGGUUAAGACCACAUGCAUUGCCAGCCUCUCCUACUGUGGCCCCAACGUCCUCAACCAAUUUUUCUGUGAUGUCUCCCCUCUGCUCAAUCUUUCCUGCACCCACGUGGCCCUGAUGGAGCUGGUGGACUUCAUCUCUGGCAUUGUCAUCUUUUGUGGUACACUGCUAGUAGCCUUGGCCUCGUAUUCAGCCAUUGGGUUGGCCGUGCUCCACAUGGCAUCAGCCGCAGCCCGCCGUAAAGCUUUCUCUACCUGUGCCUCCCAUCUGGUCGUGGUGGGCAUCUUCUACUCAGCCGCCCUCUUCAUCUAUUGCCGUCCCAGCCGUAUCAAGUCCAUGGACCUCAACAAGGUGCUGUCGGUCACCUACACGGUGGUCACACCCAUGUGCAACCCAAUCAUCUACUGCCUGCGGAACAAGGAGGUCCAUGCAGUGCUGAGAAAAACUCUCCAUCUGCCUCGAUGCUAG